CUUCCGUGUCCUCCUAACCACGACAGGCGCGUCGAGCAUCACAAAUCCACUCUUUCCUCUUAUAUCUUCCCAAUGUUGUGACUCUCCUCCUCCUCUUACCGUUGCUCCUCAUUCCUUCACUGCAUUUCUCUAACCCUCGUCGACCUCGAUCGUUUCGCUGCCUCGUGUGUGCAGUCCCUGUCGUCUUCGACAACGACAAGUCCUCUCGCCACCUGCCAUUCCCUCCACAGGUAUACGCAUACGCAUAGCAUACGGGACAAGAUCCAUAGACCACUCACCGAACAUCAAGAUGUUCGUCUUCAAGCGAGAUGGACGCAAAGAACGCGUGCAAUUCGACAAGAUCACGGCUCGCGUCUCCAGACUGUGUUAUGGACUCGAUCCCGAACAUGUCGAUGCCGCUGCCAUUACACAGAAGGUCAUCUCAGGUGUCUACCAAGGUGUCACCACCAUUGAGCUCGACAACCUCGCCGCAGAAACAGCAGCAUACAUGACCGUCACUCAUCCCGACUAUGCCAUCCUCGCAGCCCGUAUUGCUGUAUCCAACCUCCACAAACAGACCAAGAAACAAUUCUCCUCGGUCAUCUCAGACCUCUACCACUACGUCAACCCCAAAACCAGAAAACCCUCCCCCAUGAUCUCAAAGGAAACAUACGAAUGUGUCAUGACUCAUGCCGAUGAGCUCAACUCGGCCAUUGUCUACGACCGUGACUUCAACUACCAAUACUUUGGUUUCAAGACUUUGGAGAGAUCCUACCUGCUCAAGAUUGGCAACAAAGUUGCAGAGAGACCACAACAUCUUCUCAUGCGUGUGGCCGUGGGCAUUCACGGCAAUGACGUCGAGAAGGCCAUUGAGACAUACAACCUCAUGUCCCAGAAGUGCUUCACUCAUGCCUCGCCAACCCUUUUCAACGCUGGCACUCCUCAACCCCAGUUGUCAUCCUGCUUCUUGAUUGACAUGAAGUCCGACAGCAUUGAAGGCAUCUAUGAUACUCUCAAGACCUGUGCAAUGAUCUCCAAGACCGCCGGCGGUAUUGGUCUCAACGCUCAUUGCAUUCGUGCCACUGGCUCCUAUAUCGCCGGAACCAACGGCACAUCAAACGGCCUCAUCCCCAUGCUUAGAGUCUUCAACAACACUGCUCGCUACGUCGACCAGGGAGGCAACAAGCGGCCCGGUGCCUUUGCCAUUUACUUGGAGCCAUGGCACGCCGAUGUCUUCGAGUGGCUGAACCUGAGAAAGAACCAUGGCAAGGAAGAAGUUCGUGCUCGUGACCUGUUCUACGCCCUGUGGACACCCGAUCUCUUCAUGCAGCGUGUUGAGAAGAACCAGGAUUGGACCCUUUUCUGCCCCAACGAGGCUCCUGGUCUCGCUGAUGUUUAUGGCAAGGAGUUCGAAGCCCUUUACGAACAGUACGAGAAAGAAGGCCGCGGUCGCCAGACUGUCAAAGCCCAGAAGCUCUGGUACGCCAUUCUCGAGGCACAGACCGAGACCGGUACCCCUUAUAUGCUGUACAAGGAUGCCUGCAACGAGAAGAGCAACCAGAAGAAUCUUGGUACCAUCAGAAGCUCCAAUCUUUGCACCGAGAUUGUCGAGUAUACUGCUCCCGAUGAGGUUGCCGUCUGCAAUCUUGCCUCCCUCGCUCUGCCCACCUUUGUUGACCAAGCUCGGGGCGAAUACGACUUUGGUCGUCUGCACGAAGUCGUUCAGGUUGUGACCCGCAACUUGAACAAGAUCAUUGACGUCAACUACUACCCCGUCAUUGAAGCACAAAACAGCAACUACAGACACCGCCCCGUUGGCUUGGGCGUUCAAGGUCUCGCGGAUGCCUUCCUUGCUCUGCGUCUACCUUUCGACUCUCCCGAAGCACGCCAGCUCAACAUCCAGAUCUUUGAGACCAUCUACCAUGCUGCUCUUACUGCAUCCUGCCAACUGGCUCAAGAAGAGGGUCCUUACUCUAGCUAUCAAGGCAGCCCAGUCUCCCAAGGCAUUCUUCAGUAUGACAUGUGGAACGUCACCCCCACAGAUCUCUGGGAUUGGGAUGCUCUCAAGGCUGAAAUCGCCAAGCACGGUGUUCGCAACUCUCUUCUCGUUGCACCCAUGCCAACUGCAUCGACCUCUCAGAUCCUUGGCAACAAUGAGUGCUUCGAGCCAUACACCUCCAACAUCUACUCUCGCCGUGUCUUGGCUGGUGAGUUCCAAGUCGUCAACCCAUGGCUUCUGAAGGACCUCGUCGACCUCGGACUUUGGUCGGACAACAUGAAGAACCGUAUCAUUGCCGAAGGUGGCUCCGUUCAAAAUAUCCCCAACAUUCCCGCCGAUCUCAAGGCACUCUACAAGACUGUCUGGGAAAUCUCCCAGCGCACAGUCCUGCAGAUGGCGGCCGACCGAGGUGCCUUCAUUGAUCAGUCGCAAUCAUUGAACAUCCAUCUUAAAGAGCCCACCAUGGGCAAGAUUACAUCCAUGCAUUUUGCUGGCUGGAAGAUGGGUCUCAAGACUGGCAUGUACUAUCUCCGCACGAUGGCUGCUACUGCCCCCAUUCAGUUCACCGUCGAUCAAGAACAGCUCAAGGUCGCUGACACGAACAUUGCACGUGAACGCGCCAUGCCCAAGAAGCGUCCCUCAGCUGGAUAUAGCCAGAGCUACAUUGCGUCGUCGCCUCGUCCCAUGUACGCCAACAAAACUAGCAACUUUAAUGGCGGCGGUGGCGUUGCUACCUCCUUGAAUGGCAUUCCCACACCAACAUCCACCCCUCCCCCUACUUCAGGCGAGGAGAAGCAGCUCGUUGGCAAGUUUGCCAAGACGAGACUGUCAGACGGAGUGUCCAGCGAAGAAGCCAGCCCCAGAGUUCUUCCCACCGACCCUGUUGGCACUCCUGAUGUUGACGAGAGCCUCGACAACAAGAAGAGCCAAUUGGAAGACCAAGAGAGCGAUUCCGAAGAGCGAGAGGGUGACAUCUACGCACAGAAGGUGUUGCAAUGCUCUAUCGAGAACAAGGAGGCUUGCAUGAUGUGCAGUGGUUGAACAAACAAGCCUCUGAACUGCACCAUUCUGUCGAGUUGCCGGUUGGCUGAUUGGCUGGUACCCUGUUGAUGUUUUGGUCUACAUAAAUCAUGUUAUGGCGUAUAGAGGAAGCGCACUGGGAGAAUGUCUUUCAAUGCAAUGAUGUUUUGUAUCCAUCCGUCCAGGUCUUCCACGGAGGACUGACUGACUGGUGGACGAAGUUUUGAAUGGGAUUAAAAUACAUCUUGACACGCAAUUGAUUACAAACCUCCUUCUGCGACCGCAAUGUUAGGCGAAAGGUAGGGAGGGAGAGGAAGGGAACUGACUGAACUCAUGGGCCAGGGGUUUGAAUGACACUUUUGGGGAUCAGGAUUCGGGUCCUCGAUAGCUUCACGUAAUUUGCUAGUCGUUCGCGCGUUCGCGCCUUUUGAUGCUGAAAAAGAUCGAUUGUAUAUUGUAUA
Exophiala mesophila is the source of this 3459-nucleotide messenger RNA. Its product is annotated as ribonucleoside-diphosphate reductase large chain. The transcript has 4 exons. Gene Ontology annotation, biological process: deoxyribonucleotide biosynthetic process; DNA replication. The record is from RefSeq and is a predicted model, not a curated record. Gene Ontology annotation, molecular function: ATP binding; ribonucleoside-diphosphate reductase activity, thioredoxin disulfide as acceptor. Lineage: Eukaryota; Fungi; Ascomycota; Eurotiomycetes; Chaetothyriales; Herpotrichiellaceae. Gene Ontology annotation, cellular component: ribonucleoside-diphosphate reductase complex. Bases 290 to 3019 code for a protein of 909 amino acids.